AGAAUUCAGGUGGUGUUGCUGAUAGCGGACGUCAGCGAGAUGGUAGGUGUGGUGUUGUAUUGUUUCGUCCCACAUGGGCGAUGAAGUUGGCGUAUGGCGAGCGUUCGUGUUGUUUCCAUAACAUGCCUCAAUAGCCAGGUAGUGAGACUCGUAAUUGUUUUGAAUGUUGGUUGCCGUUGCGUGUUGCCUGCGGUGUUUACAGGUUGUCGGCAAUGGUAUCAUUCAAUGUGCACACCCUAAUUAAUAUGAGAGCAGAAGUCACCAGAUACCUUAGGUGGCUUUUUGCUCAUUAGCCUAGGUACGUUCUCGCCCAUUGAAACUAUUGCUUGAGACACGAAAUCCGCGAAAUCAAUAGAGGUACGCUAUUUUUCUCAAAGGGACUGGACAUUAUUUUCCGGGGACUAGCUAGGAACUCUGUUGAUGACUCAAACAGUCUAAAUUGUGUUGUAGGUUAUCCACCUGGCAAAUAUUUAAUUUACCGAGCAACUGGAGAUGUUCGUAUACAAUGUGUAGAGUUUUAAUGAGACCAAUUGUAAUUCACCAAUGAGUUUAUGAUUAAGUCUUAACUGGUCUGUUUGGUUGUAAUAAAAUAACGCGGUUAGACUGACUCAUCUUAUGACGGUUUCUGGAUCUCCAACUACUUUCGACGAGUAAUCAAAUCCUGGAAUUCUUUGCCAACUAGCGUCCCAAGUGGCUAACCAGAAGUCCUUCAAGAGAAAACUUGACAUACUAUUGACACCUCAGGGUAGUUCGCACUAUAACUUGCAGAUUUCUCACUGGCUCGCUAAAUAUGCUUACGUCUACCUGAAGGCUUCGGUGGUCCCCUGCUUCUAAAUACGAAAGUGCGUCAAGCGAAAACUUAUAUCCUGUCCACAAUUAUUUGGACAACUAACCUCACGAUUUAAACAUGUCUCCCCACCUUUAAAACAGUUCACAAAUGCCAUUUGGUAGUUGUCUUAGUUAAAAGCCAUGAGGGCAUUUGAUAAGGGGUCCAAGUUCCACAUGCUCUGCAAUACUUGGGCUACAAAGUACAAUCCUAUUCUAACCAUAAUUACUUGUAGCUGUUGCCUUAGCGUGCUAGGUUGUAGUUGUUGAAUCCGAAGACUACAUGUAUUGGGAGUUGCAUGUUAAGUCAUCAACGAAUUGUCGACUUAUCCAUAACGCUUGUCCAUGUGCUUCAUAGAUUGUUUACAUUUAUAUUCUGUCAAGUUGCUCGCGAGUACUUUGAAGCAAACAGGAUGAUUUUUUGAAUUUUCUCCCCUAGGUGAAAUUCACGGUAGAUGAGUUGCGUCGGAUGAUGGAUUUUAAGCGGAAUAUCCGCAAUAUGUCCGUUAUAGCACACGUAGAUCAUGGGAAGUCCACACUUACAGAUUCACUUGUCUGCAAGGCCGGCAUUAUUGCUGACUCACGCGCUGGAGAUGCUCGGUUUACAGACACUCGGAAAGACGAACAGGAAAGGUGCAUCACUAUCAAAUCAACAGCCAUCAGCUUAUAUUACGAAAUGCCUGAUGAAGAUGUCCAGUGCGUCAAAGCGAUCCAACCCAUCGCUGUUAACUCAGAAGGAAAAGAAGAAAAAGGGUUUCUCAUAAACCUCAUAGAUUCACCGGGGCACGUCGAUUUCUCCUCGGAAGUCACUGCGGCCCUUCGUGUAACAGAUGGAGCUCUUGUCGUAGUUGAUUGUGUAUCAGGUAAUUUGCUUUUAAGUUAUGAUAUUUUGUUAGGUGUGUGUGUACAAACCGAAACGGUUUUACGUCAGGCUCUCACAGAACGAAUCAAACCAGUAUUAUUCAUGAAUAAGAUGGAUAUGGCAGUCACAACUCUGAACUGUGACAUGGAAGAACUUUAUCAAAAGUUCCAGAGAGUGAUCGAAAACGUUAACGUCAUAAUUUCAGAGUUUGAAACAUCUAAUAGCAUAAUGGGUGAUCUGGCGUUAGAUGUUGUGAAAGGGACUGUAGGUUUCGGUUCCGGUUUGCAAAGUUGGGCGUUCACAUUGAUGACAUUUGCUAGACUUUACUCAAGCAAAUUCGGAAUUGAACCAAGUGUAUUGGUUAAACGUUUUUGGGGUGAUAACUUCUACAACGUUAAAACAAAAAAGUGGACCAAAGAAAAACCAGCUUCUGACGGCGUUCGUGGCUUUAACCAGUUUAUACUGUCACCGAUCUACAAGGUUUUCGAUACUAUCAUGAAGAAAAGUAAGGAAGAACAAGUCGAAUUGCUAACGAAGAUGGGUGUAACGCUAAAUGAAACUGAAAUGUCUCUUCCUGACAAACAACGACUGAAAACAGCAUUACAUAAGUGGCUUCCUGCUGGCGACUCGCUCCUGCAAAUGAUAUGCAUUCAUCUUCCUAGUCCUGUCACUUCACAGCAGUACAGAAUAGAAAUGCUUUACGAAGGACCUAUGGAAGAUGAAGCAGCUAUUGCAAUGAAAAACUGCGAUCAGAAUGGUCCAGUCAUGAUGUACAUUAGUAAAAUGGUGCCGACUUCAGAUAAAGGUAGGUUUUAUGCAUUUGGUCGUGUCUUCUCUGGUACAAUUGGGACAGGACAAAAAGUAAGAAUAACUGGUCCCAACUACGUUCCAGGAAAAAAAGAGGAUCUUUACGAAAAGUCUAUUCAACGAACUGUACUUAUGAUGGGUCGUUCCACAGAAGCAAUUGAGAAUGUUCCAUGUGGAAACAUCUGUGGGUUGGUAGGAGUGGAUCAGUUUAUUGUCAAAACUGGCACCAUCACAACAUUUGCGGGGGCUCAUAACUUGAAGCAAAUGAAAUUUAGUGUCAGUCCUGUAGUCCGCGUUGCAGUUGAAUGUCAAAAUCCUGCCGAUUUGCCAAAACUUCUUGAAGGCUUGAACCGUCUUUCCAAAAGUGAUCCUAUGGUCCAAAUAACGCAAGAGGAGUCGGGUGAACACAUCGUUGCAGGUGCUGGUGAGCUGCAUCUUGAGAUUUGCCUCAAGGAUCUCAAGGAAGAUCAUGCUUGCAUUCCUUUAAAAAUAAGUAAUCCCGUAGUUUCAUAUCGUGAGACAGUAUUGGAGGAGUCAAAUCAAACAUGUCUGUCGAAAUCCCCUAACAAACAUAAUCGUCUGUAUAUGCGUGCCUUACCUUUAUCAGAAGAAUUAGCACAGGACAUUGAUGACGGAAAAAUCACUGCUAAUCAAGACGUAAAAGAUCGUUCUCGUUAUCUAAUAGACAACUACGGAUGGGAUGCUACAGAAGCUAGAAAGUUAUGGUGCUUUGGCCCAGAGAACACAGGACCUAAUGUUGUGGUCGAUACCACUAAGGCAGUUCAAUAUUUAAAUGAAAUAAAAGAUAGCGUUGUCGCUGCGUUCCAGUGGGCAACUAAAGAAGGUGUUCUUUGUCAAGAACACAUGCGUGGAGUCCGUUUCAAUCUCAUAGAUGUAGUACUGCACGCAGAUGCUAUCCACCGUGGAGGUAAUCAAAUCAUCGGUACAGCACGUCGAUGCUUCUAUGCCUCUGUUCUUACUGCCAAACCAUGCUUACUAGAACCAGUUUAUCUGGUAGAAAUCCAAGGACCAGCCACUGCUAUGGGAGGCAUCUACAGUACUUUGAAUCGCAAGAGAGCCAUUACACUUUCAGAAGAACGAAAAACUGACAGUCCAAUGUGUAUUACCAAAGCUUAUAUGCCGGUUAAUGAAUCUUUCGGUAACUCAUUCUUAGUAACCUGAUAUUGUUUUAGGCUUCACGACUGAUCUUCGUGCUGCAACUGGCGGGCAAGCUUUUCCUCAGUGUGUCUUCGACCACUGGCAAAUCUAUCCUGGUGAUCCUCUCGACGAAAACUCAAAGCCUGGACAGGUAGUUGUGGAGGCGCGAAAACGUAAGGCUCUAAAAGCAGGCGUUCCUCCUUUAGAUAACUUCUUGGAUAAACUAUAACACCUGACCUUGUACAAUGUCUAUUAAUUAAUAAAUUGAUUUCUUCAUUGG
Schistosoma bovis is the source of this 3932-nucleotide messenger RNA. NCBI's taxonomy places the organism in Eukaryota, Metazoa, Platyhelminthes, Trematoda, Strigeidida, Schistosomatidae. The record is from the annotation of a GenBank genome assembly.